This is a messenger RNA of Motacilla alba alba, 9463 nucleotides long. It is a transcript of the gene DOT1L, whose product is annotated as DOT1 like histone lysine methyltransferase. NCBI's taxonomy places the organism in Eukaryota, Metazoa, Chordata, Aves, Passeriformes, Motacillidae. Bases 2763 to 7859 code for a protein of 1698 amino acids. Gene Ontology annotation, biological process: DNA damage checkpoint signaling; heterochromatin formation; regulation of transcription regulatory region DNA binding. The transcript is spliced from 28 exons. Gene Ontology annotation, molecular function: histone H3K79 methyltransferase activity. The record is from RefSeq and is a predicted model, not a curated record. Gene Ontology annotation, cellular component: nucleus.
AUGGCCCGGCCCCGCACCUGCCCCGCGCCCUGUCAGCGCCCCCGGCCCUGCCCCGGCCCUGGCACCCGCCGGGCGAUCCCGCAGCGCCGGCCCUUCCCGGGAUCCGUCGGGAUGAUCGCCCCCCGUGCGGGAGCCCUCCCGGAGCCCCGGCCCCGGGUGCCGCCGCUGCUCGCCUGGAAGUCAAAUCCCCAAUUUCAUUUUAUAAUUGGUUGACUAAACCGAAGGGCGGGGAGGAGGAGGACUGGUUAAUGAAAAGUUUUCGUGUUUUCCUCGCGCUGGGCUCGUGUAACUGGUUAAUAACCGGUGCUGCUGCGAGCGGGGUGGAAUCCAGGGAUUCUGGAUGGGGGAAUAGCGCUUAAAUUAUGGACGGCCUCGGGUGGUCGUGGGGACCCCAGGACCAGCCGCAGAGUGGGAAUAAACAGCGGCCGGCGGCGCUUGUGGGUCUGGAGGCAGCGCUGGUGGCUGGGGCUGCCGCCGGUUCCCCUCCAGCCGUGCCCUUGGAGCUCCCCUUUUAUUUAUCCCGAGUAGAAUUGGAGCCAGCCGCAAUCCUCGUGCUUCCAAAUAAAAUGUCACUUGUCCUCGCUUAGCUACCGAGCGGCGUUUUUCCUUAACUUGCCUGACUUUCUCCCGAGCCCGGACGAGCGAUGUGUGACCUUGAUAACAAUGUCCAUGUUCAAAUUAGUGACAAUCCCACGAGAGGCGAAAGGCUCCGGGGAGGGUAUUUUUGGAUGUGUGUAGGCUUCCUAUCAACCCUUGAGCGAUUUCUCUCCCUGACUGCGUGUAGCCCCUCGGAGCACAGUUUGCAAAGGCAAAACAUCUCUCUAUAUGUUUACUUGGCGCAGGCACUGUUGAUUAUCCCUGCGUUCCAGGCUGUGCUGUUGUACGUGAGCCGUUUCCCGGCGAGAACACGCUGGGACGCCCAGGCUGGGGCAGCUGAUACUGCUGAUGUUGUUGCUCGCUUUGGCAAUCGCUCGUUGUGUGAGCGAUUAGGAAUAUAUCGCUCGUGGCAGGGGGAGACGGCUGCCUGCUCCUAUCUGCCGCCUGCCUUUCGGGGCUGCUGCUGGAGCCGUGCUUUUCCAAAACAUCCUCCAUGCAGUGCUGUUCCCGGCGUGUCUCCCAGCACACACUGGUUAACGCAGCCUUUCCUGUUUGGGCAGCUCUGUCAGUGUUGGCGGGAGCGCGCUCUGCUCAAAUUGUCAGAAACUGAAAGUACAAGCGAUGACCGGGUUCGGUUUUCCUCGCCAAAUAUUAACUCGUGUCCGUCCCCCCCCACCCUCCACCUCCCUCUCCGAGCGGGUUGUGUGAAGCGGAGGUUAAAGAUUACGCGGGGUAGGGAUUGUUCUGGGAGGGAGGGAUGGUUUUAUGUCCGUUCACAGAGAUUCCUACGGGCUUAAAAACCGAAUAACCGAACCCCCCGCCCUUUAUUUUAAGGGUGAAACGUGUGUUUUGCAGCAUGGGAAAUAAGGAUUUAGUUGAUUUGGGAGAACUUGAGCAGCUGUUUUUGAGGAUGGCAGAAUAAAUAGAAUUUCUUCUCAGUUAAUCAGAAAUGCGGAUGGUGGUGGGCGGGGGAUGUGUGUGUGUGUGUGUGUGAUCCCCCCAUGUACUGAGAAAUACCACAACCCCCAAACAUCCUGCUCUUAAACCGUCCGCUUGGCACUGCCAGCCUUCCCAGAGCGAUUCCCGAGUGGGUGUUUCACCCGGAGCCGAGCAGCAUCGCGCCCCGGGAGCUCCGGGGCAGCGGAGCGCUGCGGCGCGGCCAAGGCGUGCUCGCACACACGCACGCCCCGGCGCUGGCCGCGGCUGCGGCUGAGCCCUGGGGCUCUGCAAACAAAUCCCCGUGUCCGUGGCAGCGCUUGGCCUGCUGACAUCGUGCUCUGCUGAACUGCAGCCGCGCUUUCCCCGCGCUGGCGCGGCCCCGAGCUGCCGGCAGAGCUCGGCUCGCUUUGACGUAAGCAGAACAUUUCUUAGUUUCACCGCCCGUGGUUCCGAGGAAGCAAGGUGGGAUAGCUGAGGGAAGGGAGAAGAAAAAAAAAAAACAACAAACAAAAAACCAAAAACACACCACGCUGAUUCAAGGAGUUUUAUUUAGCAGCGUUCUGGUUGCUUCCUGUUGUACUCUCGAGAUGUGCUUUCCGAGGAGGGCUGUAGGGAAAGGGAACGGGAAACUCACGGUGCCGGCAGGUUAUUUUUGGUGAGAGCAGCGGCAGUGGCACGGAGUCAUCUUUCCCAACAUCCGAGGCUCUGUAGUGUGAACCUGCUGCGUGCCCGGGCUCCGCGGUGUGAUGUAACCGUGCCUUGAGUAACUUGGCUAUUUUUAUGCUCUUACUACAUCUUAAAUUAGCGGCGUCAGUGUUGCUGCGUUGAAGGCUGAUCUCUCCUAUUAAUGGACGCCUGGGUUAAUACCGCGUCUCUAUUGCUGGGCCGCUGCUUAUUUCGUGUAUAAUAGGAAAAGUGGGGUCUCUCCAGACUGCUGAGUCCGGAUAAUAGCCCGGCUGACAACCCGGCGCUUGUUGGGAUGCUAAAAGAGCCGGGGAGGCUGAUGUGAAACAUGUAUUUCCCUCCGAGUCUAAUUAGGGCCGUGGGAGGAGAGAGAGCGGCGGCGGUGGUGCAGCUCCAGCCUCCCACUGGCUUCCACACAAAACUGAAAGUGCGGCUCCUUCCCCCGCCUUCCGCCGCCUCAAAGGAAAGGCCACGGUGCCCUAAUGAAGCCGUGGUGAGCCGUGCUGGCCGUGCCACACUGUGAUGAGUAAGUUGAAUAGUGCAUGGACAAACACCACGAUGCUGCUCAUGAAAUUAUUGAGACAAUUCGGUGGGUCUGUGAAGAAAUCCCAGAUCUCAAGCUUGCCAUGGAAAACUAUGUUUUAAUUGACUAUGAUACAAAAAGCUUUGAGAGCAUGCAGAGACUGUGUGACAAGUACAACCGAGCCAUUGACAGCAUCCACCAGUUGUGGAAGGGGACGACGCAGCCCAUGAAGCUGAACACGCGUCCCUCCAACGGGCUCCUGAGGCACAUCCUGCAGCAGGUCUACAACCACUCGGUCACUGACCCUGAGAAACUCAACAACUACGAGCCCUUCUCCCCCGAGGUCUACGGAGAAACCUCCUUUGACUUGGUGGCCCAAAUGAUCGAUGAGAUUAAAAUGACAGAGGAUGAUUUGUUCGUUGACUUGGGCAGUGGUGUGGGGCAGGUGGUGCUUCAAGUGGCUGCAGCCACAAACUGCAAACAUCACUACGGAGUGGAGAAAGCUGAUAUUCCAGCCAAGUACGCCGAGACGAUGGACAGAGAGUUCAGAAAAUGGAUGAAAUGGUAUGGGAAGAAACAUGCAGAAUACACACUGGAAAGAGGUGACUUCCUCUCAGAAGAAUGGAGGGAGAGGAUUGCAAACACAAGUGUUAUUUUUGUGAAUAACUUUGCCUUCGGGCCCGAGGUGGAUCACCAGCUGAAGGAGCGCUUUGCAAACAUGAAGGAAGGUGGGAGAAUUGUGUCCUCGAAACCUUUUGCACCUCUAAAUUUUAGAAUUAACAGUCGAAACUUGAGUGAUAUUGGCACUAUCAUGAGGGUUGUGGAGCUGUCACCACUGAAGGGCUCUGUGUCCUGGACGGGGAAGCCAGUCUCCUACUACCUGCACACCAUUGACAGAACCAUACUUGAAAACUAUUUUUCUAGUCUCAAAAAUCCAAAACUCAGGGAGGAACAAGAGGCAGCUAGACGUCGUCAACAAAGAGAAAACAAAAGUAACACAACAACUCCAACGAAGGUCCAAGAAAACAAGGAUUCUGGUGCUGAAGAUGAAAAAGCUGCAGCAAAUUCUGUUAAAAAGCCAUCUCCCUCCAAGGCGAGGAAGAAGAAGCUGAGUAAGAAGGGCAGGAAAAUGGCAGGGAGGAAACGAGGGCGCCCCAAGAAAAUGAACACGGCGAGCACUGAGCGCAAGACCAAGAAGAACCAAACUGCACUGGAACUUCUGCAUGCUCAGACUGUCUCCCAGACAUCUUCAUCCUCUCCUCAGGAUGCCUACAAGUCACCUCAUAGCCCAUAUUACCAACUACCUCCUAAAGUGCAACGGCAUUCGUCCAACCAGCUCCUGGUGACACCCACCCCCCCUGCACUACAGAAGCUGCUAGACUCAUUUAAGAUCCAGUACAUGCAGUUCAUGGCAUACAUGAAAACUCCUCAGUACAAAGCAAGCCUGCAGCAGUUACUGGAGCAGGAAAAGGAGAAGAAUGCUCAGCUGCUGGGGACAGCCCAGCAGUUGUUCACCCACUGCCAGGCCCAGAAAGAGGAAAUCAAACGCCUGUUCCAGCAGAAGCUCGAUGAGCUGGGAGUUAAAGCUCUGACGUACAACGACCUGAUCCAGGCUCAGAAGGAAAUCUCUGCUCACAACCAGCAGCUGAAAGAACAGACAAAACAGCUGGAGAAGGACAACAGUGAACUCAGGAACCAGAGCUUGCAGCUGCUGAAGGCUCGGUGUGAAGAGCUGAAACUGGAUUGGUCAACGCUGUCACUGGAGAACUUGCUGAAAGAGAAGCAGGCCUUGAAGAAUCAGAUUUCUGAGAAGCAAAAGCACUGUUUGGAACUGCAGAUCAGCAUCGUGGAACUCGAGAAGAGUCAGCGGCAGCAGGAGCUGCUGCAGCUCAAGUCCUACACGCCCUCAGAGGAGCCCCUGUCAGUGCCGCUGCACAACAAAAGCCACCUGAGCCGUGAGCCCGAGGCUGAGCAGGGCAGGUUCCAGCUGGAGCUGGAGUGCUCCAAGUUCCCCAUGCCCCACAUCAAUGGCAUGAGCCCCGAGCUGUCCAUGAACGGCCACGCCACCCCCUACGAGCUGCAGCACGCCUUCAGCCGGCCCUCGUCCAAGCAGAACACCCCCCAGUACCCCAACUCCCACCUGGACCAAGACAUCGUGCCCUGCACCCCCAACCACAGCAGCAGGCAGAAGGCAGACAAGGUGACAAGCCUGGCCCUCCCUGACUACACCAGGUUCUCCCCUGCUAAAAUCGCCCUGCGCAGACACUUGAAUCAGGACCACGGAGUCAAUGGAAAAGCCACAGCUAAUGAGAUACAGAGAGCUGAGCAUGUCAAAGAGAAUGGCCUUACAUAUCCAAGCCCUGGAAUUGCAAAUGGCAUAAAGCUGAGUCCUCAGGAAACUCGGCCCUCCUCCCCCGCGGCCUUACCCAGUGCAGGAGAGAAGGUUUUGAGAGAGAGAACCUCUGUGAGUAAUGGAGAAACUAUCACCAGCCUCCCUAUCAGUAUUCCUCUGAGCACAGUGCAGCCCAAUAAACUCCCUGUUAGUAUCCCUCUGGCCAGCGUAGUCCUACCUAGCCGUGUUGAGAAGGUGAGAAGCACACCCAGCCCAGUUCACCAGAGCAGAGACUCAUCGACACUUGAAAAGCAGAUUGGUGCUAGUUCUCAUAAUGGCAUAAGCAAUGCUGCUGGAAACAAGCCUCUGGCUUUGGCUACCUCAGGUUUUUCUUACUCUUCUGGCUCCGUGGCAGUCAAUGGAAAUCUUACAAACAGCCCAGCCCAUCUUAACCAUAGUGUUGAUCAGGCAGCUCUGGACGACUCUGGGAGUCUCUUUAACUCUGUAGGGUCUCGGAGUUCCACUCCACAACAUCCUUUGCUAAUGAUGAGGAACUCUGGGCAGAACUCCCCUGCUCAGCAGCACUCGAGCCCCCGCUUAAGUGGCCCGGCCCAGAGCCUGGCAGGGGGACUGCAGAGUGCAGAGGCUCAGAAGAUCUUUGCCGAAGGAACAAAGGGGGACCCGCAGUGUGAUGCAGCGUUUUCAGAUCCUGAGAACGAGGCCAAGAGGAGAAUCAUCUUUACAAUCUCUCCUAAUACAGGACAUGUAAAACAAUCCCCUUCCAGCAAGCACAGCCCCGUGCCCGGCAGCGGCCGGCCGGAGGGCGGCCAGGCCCACGGGCAGGACGGGAAGAAGCGGGGCCGGCGGAAGAGAUCCAACACUGGGAGUGCCAGCGGGAACGCCGCCGUCUCCCCGAAACGCAAAUCCCUGCCCUCGGUGGCCGGGCUCUUCACGCAGCCCUCGGGGUCGCCCCUCAAUAUCAACUCCAUGGUCAAUAACAUUAACCAGCCCUUAGAAAUAACAGCCAUUUCCUCUCCUGAAAACUCCCUGAAGAACUCUCCUGUUCCUUACCAGGACAAUGACCAGCCCCCAGUGCUGAAAAAAGAGAAGCCCCUCGUUCAGAGCAACGGUGUCCAUUACUCUCCCCUGACAUCGGAUGACGAGCAGGGCUCUGAGGAUGAGCACAAUAGCAGCAGAAUUGAGAGGAAAAUUGCAACAAUAUCAUUGGAAAGCAAAUCUCCACAGAAGACUGUUGAAAAUGGUGGCAGCAUAUCGGGGAGGAAACAAGCACAAAGCAACGAGAACAUGAACAGCAGCAAAUGGAAAUCGACUUUUUCACCGAUAUCUGACAUCAACCUGACCAAAACCACAGACAGCCCCUUGCAGGCCGUGUCAGCUCUGAGCCAGAACUCCCUGUUUGCCUUCAGGCCGCCCUCCGAGGACGGGCUGCCCAUGGACACCAAGGUCCCAGGACACCCCAGGAAGAGCCUGGCAGUGCCCUCGGAUGGACUGAGCCCCGGCACAAACCCUCCCAACGGCUUCAGCUACAACGGGGGCCUGUCCUCCGAGCUGGGCCUGCACGGCUUCAUGGACAGCGCUGCUCUUCCACACAAAGCCGGGGAUGGCUCGGCUCCCAACUGCUCCCUGGGCUUCCCCUCGCAGCGAGGCAAGGACCUGGGCGUGUCAGACACCAACCUGUUCCUGAACAAGAGGCAGCUGGAAGGUCUGGGCACCAAGGGAGAAGAGCUGAGCCGGCCGGGGGCGAAGGGCAAAGAGCUCGGCGAGCUGAGCGCCCGAGCCGGGGGGGCUGUGGAGAAAAACUCUGUGCAGCACAACGGAAAGGUCGGCAAGGGAAGGGACCGAGACGUGGAGUUUAAAAAUGGCCACAACCUUUUCAUUUCUGCUGCUGUUUCGUCUGGUGGCCUUCUGAAUGGUAAAAGCCUUUCUACUGCUGUUUCCUCAGCAGGGAACCCAGCGCCGUCUGUCCCGACGCACCAUCCUUUCCUCAACACUCUGACCACUGGAUCACAGUUCCCCCUCGGCCCCAUGGCCUUGCAAGCAAACCUCAACUCGGUGACAAAUUCCUCAGUAUUGCAGUCCUUAUUUAAUUCAAUGCCAGCUGCUGCCAGUCUGGUCCACGUGUCAUCAGCUGCAACCAGACUGACUAAUUCUCACACUAUGGGGAACUUCUCUCCUGGGGUUACAGGUGGAACAGUUGGAGGUAUUUUUAACCAUGCGGUGCCUUCUGCCUCCUCUCCUCAUCAAUUUGGAGCCAGUUUCAGCAGCAGUGCUGUCUCUAGCAGCACCGUGCUAAGCUUAAACCCUCUGCAGGCUGUUGCCAGCACCUCAUCCUCAUCCUUCCCACCCUCUUCCUCUAAUUUAGUAACAUCUAGUGAGACUAGACCUGCUCAGCACCUCAACAGAGCUCCAGUGCAAUCUGUCUUCCAUCCCCCUCCACCCCCUCCUAACGUGUCCUUGCCUCCCCCUCCUCCUUUACUCGCUUCUAACUCCGAGCCUGCUCUCCUGCAGAACCUGCCCUCCAUCCCUCCUGGCGAGACGUUCCUGCCCUCCUCCUCCUCUGCUCCUGUCCAGUCUAACUCUUCUUUGUCUCUUAAACUGGCUUCUCUCCAGCACAAACCCUCCCGCCCCUCCUUUACCGUCCACCACCCGCCCCUGCCCCGCGUGCUCCCGCAGCCCAACGCCGCUGGCACGGCCGCUAUGUGGGUGACCCUUGGCAUGCAGCCUCCUUAUGCUUCGCACCUUUCGGGGGUUAAGCCACGAUAAAGAGCUUGCUUAGCUAACAGUUCUUGUUUUGUAAGGUAAGGCCAGACACAAAACCAGAGGAGUUUGCGUGCGAGAUGCUCACUGACGCUUCUUCCUUUGCAGAGAGAGGUCGGGGCCGGGCUCCGUGAAACAGGAACCUCUGAAACGGGGAAAAUGAGCCCUAAAAUGGGGGAGAGAAACCUCUAAAAUGGGGAGAGGAAUCUCUAAAAUGUGGGGAGCAAAUCAGCUGGUGGCAGAGGAUGGGAAGUGUCGGUGCUCUCUGUUCUGGGAGUCAGGAUUUCUCGACAAGGAGUGCUCACAGGGGUAACCUGCUCUGCCUCAGGGUUAUGUUCAGGCUGAGGUCUCUUCAUAGAAAGAGAAAGUGUUCUUUCUGGAGGUAGUAACAGGAGGAAAUGUCUAUUUUCCUUGUGGUUUUAUACAGUUUUGGAAGUGGGUGUUGCCCAUCUGAUCCCCUCUCCUCUUGCACAGCCUGUUCAUCCCAAACCAGUCCUUGUCUCUAGCAUUGAGAUGCCCAAAGGUGCCUCUUCGUGACUCUGUGUGACAAUGUGGUGGGCAGUAAAAACUGCCAGUCAACAACAGCUGCUCUAAAUAGUCAUGAAGUUAACAAUCUCUAGGUUAAAAGCUUCAGCUUUGCUUGGAGAGCAAAUUCCUUGGGCCUGCAGUGCAGUGUCCCCUGCAUCACUGGAAACACAACCACAGGUAGCAGAGAAGGGCUGUGACUCCCUGUCACUUCCCUGUGCUGGACUUGCUGCCAGGGCCAGCAGGAACAGCCCCAGCAGAUGUUUAAUUUUUGCUCACAAGCCCUGGGGGCACAGGGAAUGUGCAGGGGGAAGUGGGCUCCACUCUCCACAAAGGCUGUAGGAGAGGAGGGUUCUGGAGGCUGUGUGCAAUUCUCCUGCAGCAGGUAUUUAUUGAACUGUCUCUAGAAUAAACUGUACCACCACAGAGCUGGGUCCUGUGGUUCAUGCAAACACUCUGUGGCAAUCCUGCUGUACCAACUCGUGCUUGCCAAGUGCAUCCAGCGUGCCCAGCCCCAGAGCUGGCUCCGUGCUUUCCUUGUAGGUCUGUGAUGUUGUUGCUGUCCACUGGUACCAAAGCUACGAACGUGGUUGAACACACUUUGCUGCUUAUAAAACUCGAUUACAACAUACCUGAGAGAGCCUCUGUGCAUUGUGUGUAGUGUUUUCCUCAUCAAAUUCCUCCUCAGACACCACAAACCCCUGGUUAGGCUUUUGGGAGGCACGUAAGUAUUGCCAGGUCCUUCCCUGCAGCAAAGGGAGGCUGAGGAAGGGCUUUGUGUGCUAGCAGAGAGGUGGGCUUGGAAAACCCCAAACAGAGAGAGGAUGGGGAUGAAGGAAGAUGGGGAUGAUGAGGAGGGUCAGUGUGUGAGGGCAGUGUGAGAGUCUCUGUUGGAGUUACCUGGAGCUGAGACCACGCUGGACUAGGAUCAAUCAGGUGUGACAGUCCCUGUCACUGGAAAAUACUGAAAAUAGAGACAAAGCACAAAAGGGACUUGUAGAAGAGUAGCUGGGUGUCAAAGCUGGGUUGUGGAGCACAGGAGCAGAACUGGUGGUUGUGAUCCCAAGCCCUGUGACUUAAAGCCA